GCCCUCUGCUCAUUUGGACUUUUGAUGAAAACCAUUUGUACUACAGGGUUUUUUCUGUGUUUUUCUAGUCAUUUAAACAUGUCCUGCUUGAUCUUUAGCUCUGCACUAUAGCUAAGAAUCCACCAGCUCAGAUUAAGAGACUAUUUUAGCUGUAUCCCGUUUAAUUUGACUAAACAAAACAAGAAUGCAGAGACUAAAAUUAUGGAAAGGUGGUUGGCAGCUGCUGAAAUCGACCUUUGAAAGAGGAUCUGUACAAGUAAACACAUCUGCUCCAUCAUCACGAGCAUACAGCCAGGCCCCCAGUGGUUUUGGGCUCCUUUUUGAUAUUGAUGGAGUGCUGGUUCGGGGCAGGACUCCAAUUCCUGCUGCAAAACAAUGCUUCAAGAAACUAGUGGAUCACAACGGGAAAUACAAGGUCCCUGUGGUGUUUGUUACGAAUGCUGGAAAUUGCAUGAGGCAGACUAAAGCAGAGCAUCUGUCUGAACUACUGGAGGCUGAGGUUACCCCAGACCAGGUGAUGCUUUCCCACAGUCCUUUGCGGAUGUUCAGCCAGUUCCAUAAGAAGUGUGUGCUUGUGUCUGGCCAAGGUCCGGUUGAAGAAGUGGCUCAUAACCUGGGUUUUGAAGAUGUAGUGACUAUAGAGAUGCUCCGAGAGGCAUAUCCACUGCUCGAUGUUGUGGAUCACGAUAGACGUCCUAAAGAUAAGAUACCACCCACCAAAGGGCUACGAAAAAUAGAUGCUGUAAUUUUGUUUGGUGAGCCAGUCAGAUGGGAGACAAAUCUUCAGCUGAUUGUUGAUGUUCUUCUGACCAGUGGGAGCCCUGACAACAACUGGGACUCAGUGCAAUACCCCCACCUCCCUGUGCUCGCCUGUAACAUGGACCUCUUAUGGAUGGCAGAGGCAAAGAAUCCAAGAUUUGGGCAUGGCAUGUUCCUGGUGUGUUUGGAGAAUUUGUAUAAGAAAGUUACAGGACAUGACCUGAAAUAUGAAGCCCUCAUUGGCAAACCAAGUGUAGUGACCUACAACUACGCUGAGCUGCUGAUUAAACAACAGGCUGAGAAACUCGGAUGGACCACACCUGUCAAGAGGUUAUACGCUAUAGGUGACAAUCCAAUGGCGGACAUUUACGGUGCAAAUCUCUACAAUCGCUACCUCCAGACAGCUCAUCGCACCAAAGUACAGCUGAAGGCCAAAGGAGGGACAGGGGCAGUGGAGGCACCUUCAGAGUCAGCGGUCUCCCACACGUCCUCCUCCUCCUCUUCCUCAGGUUUAGGGAGGUCUGCGGGUGACGCCGAGGAUGAGCUUCCCGAUGGCUGCAGCUCCAUCUUGGUGUGUACUGGCGUGUACAGCAAAGAGCAGGAGGAGCUUCCAUCAGACCCUUCUGAAACAGUGACAGAACAGAGGAUCUUUCACGGCCACAGAGACUUCCGCUUCGACCCCAACCUUUUGCAGCCUUCUUUUGUGGUUGAUGACGUGAAAGAGGCCGUGGAGCUCGUGUUUCAACAGGAAGGCUGGCCUCUAGAGUAGCAUUUUUAGUCUAGUUAAUUGCAUUUUUAAUCAUAAUUUUGUUGUUGUAGUAUGACAUUAUAACGAGACAGUAGCUCAGUUUUUGUUAAGUGUUUAAGUGUAUGAAUGUGUGUGUGAAUGGAUGAGUAUUUCCUUGAUGCAAUGCGCUUUGAGUGCUGAGAAAGUGGAAAAGCACAAUAAAUGUAAAAUAUAUGUGACUGAUUUAUGAUUUUUAAAGCCUGACUCCGUGACAUUGUAGUCCACAGUGUAUUUUAUUUAGACAAACAUAUAUUUAUAUAACAUCACAAAACAUGUCAAUUGUACUUGUUACACAGAUAAACCAUCGUGUCUUAUUUUGUGUGCCAAAAAUAAGCUCGAAUCUAAUGCACCCCUCAAGUUUAAUAUCAUAGCCAUUGGUUGAUCAUUAUGCUGUAGACUGAACAGGGUGUGACAGCUGCAAGACGCUGACCAAAGAUUGCAUUAAAUAUUGUGCUUUGUGGUGCUAUUUUUACUGAAGAAUUUACACUUAGGCAGUUACAGAAUAUUUGUGUUCCUAUUUGUUUAGAAUCAAAGUUAAAGGACAUAGUUUACUCUGUUAUAAUGUUGUUUCCUCAUAAAA
Boleophthalmus pectinirostris (great blue-spotted mudskipper) is the source of this 2126-nucleotide messenger RNA. RefSeq names its product haloacid dehalogenase like hydrolase domain containing 5 (gene hdhd5). Lineage: Eukaryota; Metazoa; Chordata; Actinopteri; Gobiiformes; Gobiidae. Gene Ontology annotation, biological process: glycerophospholipid biosynthetic process. Gene Ontology annotation, cellular component: mitochondrion. The transcript has 8 exons. Bases 185 to 1528 code for a protein of 447 amino acids. The record is from RefSeq and is a predicted model, not a curated record.